CAGAAAUAUUAACGUUAACGAUUCACCACGUCUGAUGACAGAUCUAUGUGUCUAAAGAAAAAAUAAUUUUUUGGACUAAAUGUAGAUCUCGAAAACUAAUCCUACACCCUAGAAAACAUAUGCAUAUGAACCGCCUGUCAUCUGAAUUCAGCACGAGGAGACUCUGAAGAAGUUUCGGUUAUCUGAUUCUGAAGUUCAUCAUCUCAAUUCUGAACAAGUUGCGUAUAUUUGAUUCUGAUUUCUGAUCGCAAGUUGGGAACAGCACCAGCGUAGCGAAAGCGAAAGAGGAAAAUGGAAGGAGUAAAUGAGAAAGAGAACGAGGAAGUAGAAGCACAAAAACAUUCAGGUCCGUCUGAAUUGGGCAAAUGGGCAGAGAUUCAAGAUAUGCUGAAGAAGAGAGUCAUUACAGAGGAUGAUUUCCCAUGGAGAUUGCCCUCUUCACAGGCACAACAUCAACAACUCAGGUAUGUGGGGGGAGUGGACGUCUGCUUCUCCAAGGAAGAGCCAUCCAUGGCGUGUGGGAGCCUGGUGGUUUUGGACCUCCAUCAUGCUCUGCGCCUCGUCCAUCAGUGCUACACUGUCCUCACCCUUGACGUUCCUUAUGUCCCUGGCUUCCUUGCCUUCCGCGAGGCUCCUAUUCUUGUACACCUCUUGGAGAAGAUGAAAAGCACUGCUAGUCCUUUCUACCCACAGGUACUCAUGGUGGAUGGUAAUGGAUUGCUUCACCCUCGAGGUUUUGGUUUGGCCUCUCAUCUAGGUGUUCUUGCUAAUCUUCCAACUAUUGGUAUUGGAAAGAAUCUGCACCAUGUUGACGGUCUUACUCGAUCUGGGGUAAAAGAACUUUUUGAAGCCGAAGAAAACAGAACCAAGGACCUUAUUACUUUAAGAGGCAGCUCAGGAUUCAUCUGGGGUGUGGCAAUGAGAUCAACUCAGAGUUCAUUGAAGCCUUUAUUUGUUUCAAUUGGUCAUCGAAUAUCACUUGAUACUGCCAUCAAAGUUGUGAAAAUGACAUGCAAAUUUCGUGUGCCAGAGCCUAUCAGGCAGGCUGAUAUAAGAUCCAGAGAGCAUCUUCAUAAGCAUCAAAUUGGAAGGACGUACUGGUGGCAAUAUGUUGGGCAGAUUAGUUGCUCUGAGGUACCAGAUUUUGUCAGAAGUUAUCUGGUCCAGCAUUUUAUUAGAUUUUCGAAGUUGUUUCAGAAAUUGAGCACACUGAGAAGGGAGACUCAGACACAAUAUUGAAAUAUCAUAUAGUUAGUUAUGGAUCUGCAUCAAGUUGAGCCAGCAGGUUGUAUUAUCUGUGUUGCUACUGCUGCCAGUAAAAGCUACCGUGCUUGAUUUUUGGCACUCUGACGGAUGGAUCACAUUCAACUGGCAUUGUUAGCUUGUAUUUCCUAUCCUGACUGUUGAUGCCCGCGCCUAUCAUCACUUCUUUCCUGGUAGUUGAUGUUUAUCAUUUUAUUGCUAAAACGAAAAGUCCAAGCAAGAUGAAUUGCAUCAAUCAGAAGAACUUAAUUAGAGAAAGUUUGUUCUUUCACAUGCCAGGCAUACAUAGAUAGCAUGGCAGCUCACAAAAUGCUUAUUAAUAUGAAGCAGGUCCUUUUUCUC
This is a messenger RNA of Theobroma umbraticum, 1605 nucleotides long. Its product is annotated as endonuclease V family protein. Gene Ontology annotation, cellular component: nucleolus; cytoplasm. Gene Ontology annotation, biological process: DNA repair. The record is from RefSeq and is a predicted model, not a curated record. NCBI's taxonomy places the organism in Eukaryota, Viridiplantae, Streptophyta, Magnoliopsida, Malvales, Malvaceae. Gene Ontology annotation, molecular function: single-stranded RNA binding; RNA endonuclease activity producing 5'-phosphomonoesters, hydrolytic mechanism.